GUCCUUUCAUUUCUCUGCAGAUUGAAAGGGAACAUGCUGGUUGCAAACUGGCUGGCGGGACUGGUCUGUCAUCUUUGCUUCCUGCACACUCGGUCCUGGGAUAACCGGCUUCACCCCACGCAAGCCAGGCUCGUGAAGGAUCUUUCGUCCUAUGAGAUUGUCAUACCUUCUCGAGUAGACGAGUUUGGGGAAGUUUUUCAACACACUCAGCAUUUCCGCAGAAAAAAAAGGAGUCUUGAUUUUCAGUCGUCAGAGUCUAAAGUCCACAGGACCCAUUAUCGCAUUGCUGCUUAUGGACAAUUAUUUCGGUUUAACCUUACUGUUAACACAGACUUUAUCGGUGACUCUUACAGUGUUGUACAUAUUGGAAAUAAAAACCAAAGCCAUUCACCGCACGACUCAACGGACCUCAGGCACUGUUUCUACAGUGGACAUGUCAAUGAUGUGGACACUCACGUAGCUGUUUUUAGCCUCUGUGGUGGCAUGAUUGGCACUUUUAAAGCACAUGAUGGGGAAUAUUUUUUAGAGCCUCUGAUGAAUCCAGGUGGAGAGGAGUAUGAAGAUGUGGAGAGCAAACCCCAUCUCCUCUAUAAACACAAAGCAAACGGUGCAGCUAUUUCUGGAAAUACACAGCCAAAUUGUGAUACUUCAGAAUCUAAAAUGAAAGAAGAAAUGAUCCCUCUUGAUGCAUCGAGCGAUUUAGGAGAAGAUAUAACAAGGUUUUCAAAUUCUGCAUUUUCCAACUACUUACCAUCACAAAAUCAAACUCAUGGAGGAGACGGAAGCAAGAUACAUAUCAGAAGAAAACGGUUUCUCUCCUACCCGCGAUAUGUAGAGCUCAUGGUUACAGCGGAUGCAAAAAUGGUUCGCCAUCACAGAGAAAACUUACAGCACUACAUUUUAACUCUUAUGUCAAUAGUUGCUGCUAUUUAUAAAGAUCCAAGUAUUGGAAAUCUCAUAAAUAUCGUGAUUGUCAAGCUUGUUAUUAUUCACAAUGAACAGGACGGACCUGUUAUCAGCUUUAAUGCUGCUACAACUCUUCACAACUUCUGUGUAUGGCAAAAAUCACAAAACGUCCCGGAUGAUUCCCAUCCCUCUCAUUAUGACACAGCUGUUCUUCUCACCAGGGAAGACAUCUGUAGAGCUCGUGAUAAGUGUGAUACUUUAGGUUUAGCUGAACUAGGUACAAUGUGUGACCCAUCCCGAAGCUGCUCUAUAAGUGAAGAAAAUGGACUAGGUGCUGCAUUCACGAUAGUACACGAAGUGGGACACGUAUUUAAUAUGCCUCAUGAUGACAGCUUCAAGUGCAAAGAAGCCGGAUUUAAAAAUCAAUAUCACGUUAUGGCUGCAACUUUAAGUUAUGACACUAGCCCAUGGACUUGGUCGAAAUGCAGUCAGAAAUACAUCACAGAGUUUCUUGACACUGGUUAUGGGGAAUGUCUGCUUGAUAAGCCCAGUGGAAGAGUGUAUGAGUUUUCUCAACAACUACCAGGAGCAAUAUAUGAUGUUAAUAAACAAUGUGAAUUAAUGUUUGGAGCUGGAUCACAAGUUUGUCCAUACCUGAAACAGUGUAUGCGACUGUGGUGCACUGGCAAAGGUGGGACCAACAGUGGAUGUCGCACUCAGCACAUGCCUCUCGCUGAUGGAAGUUAUUGCGGCCCUGGAAUGCACUGCCGCAGUGGUCUCUGUGUUAGCAAAUCAAUGGAUUCUCGUCCUGUGGAUGGUGAGUGGGGCACGUGGGGCCCCUACAACUCGUGCUCCAGAACCUGUGAUGGUGGAAUUAAAAGUUCCACUAGAGAAUGUAAUCACCCUGAGCCAAGAAAUGGAGGUAAAUAUUGUGUGGGGAGGAGGAUGAAAUUUCGAUCUUGUAACACAGAAACCUGUCCCAAAGGAACAACAGAUUUUAGAGACGAGCAGUGUUCUCAGUUUGAUGGUAAACAUUUCAACAUCAAUGGACUUACAGCCAAUGUACGUUGGAUCCCAAAAUAUAGUGGCAUUUUAAUGAAAGAUCGUUGCAAGCUUUUCUGCCGCGUGUCAGGAACCUCCUCGUACUACCCGCUAAAGGACCGCGUUACUGAUGGCACGCCUUGUGGGCCAGAGACAGAUGAUGUGUGCGUUCAAGGAUUGUGCAGGCAAGCUGGCUGUGAUCAUGUAUUGAAUUCCAAAGCAAGAAGAGACAAAUGUGGGGUCUGUGGGGGCGAUAAUUCUUCCUGUAAAACCCUGGAAGGGACCUUCAACACAGCACACUAUGGCUAUACAAUCAUUGUGAAAAUUCCUAUCGGGGCAGCAAACAUUGAUAUCCAUCAACAUAGCUAUACUGGAGUCCCUGAUGACAACUACCUUGCAUUAUCUGACAGCCAAGGCAAUUUUGUACUCAAUGGCAAUAAUAUUGUGUCCACAUUUAAGAGGGAAAUCACUGUUGGAACAGCAAAGUUAGAAUAUAGUGGGUCAGACAAUGUAAUUGAACGAAUAAAUUGCACUGACCAACUGGACGUAGAACUAAUUCUGCAGGUUUUGUGCGUGGGAAACCUGUACAACCCAGAUGUACGUUACAGCUUUAGUAUCCCAAUUGAAGCUAAAACCGAACAAUUUUCAUGGGAUCCUUACGGACCUUGGCAACCCUGUAACAAAAUGUGUCAAGGGAUGCGAAGAAGGAAGAUGGUAUGCCUACGUAGAAGUGACAGGAUGGUAGUUUCUGAGCAGAGGUGUGAGCAUUUGUCUCGUCUGGACUCAGCAACGGAGCAGUGCAAUUCAGAAUGUCAGUUAAGGUGGUAUGUUGCGGGCAAAAGUGAAUGCACCUCACAAUGCGGACCAGGUCAUCGAACGCUAGACAUAAGGUGUAUGAAAUAUUCUGCUAAAGGGUCAACUACUCCAGUGGACGAUAAAUUCUGUGCCAGUUUUCCAAAACCUGCAAAUCGAGAGCGAUGCAACGGUGACUGCCUUUCAUCCAGUUGGCAUUAUACAGAAUGGUCUCAGUGUUCUAAGAGCUGUGGCAGAGGAGUUCAAGUAAGAGAAGCUUACUGUAUGAACAAUUUUGGUCGUCGCUUGGCAGACAGCGAAUGCAAUGAACACAGAAAAGUUGUAACACAGAGCUGCAGCGAGCACUCUUGCCCAGUGUGGUCUGCAAGUGAAUGGAGUGAGUGUCUUGUGACGUGUGGGAAGGGCAUCAAGCGCCGACACGUGUCAUGCCAAUUAAAUGAUGAACAACUCAAGGACAAUUAUUGUGACUCAAACAACAAGCCCGAAUCAGUCAGACACUGUGAGCUGCAAGAAUGUGCUUCAUGGCAAGUAGGACAAUGGGGACCUUGUACUGUUACGUGUGGACGCGGGUAUCAGCUGCGUACAGUCAGAUGUCUUCUUGGAAGCCGUGGGACAACUUUGGAUGAACGUGAAUGUAAUGCUGCUUCUCGUCCCUCUGAUAGUCAGGAUUGUGAAAGGCAAACAUGCCUCGUGCAUUCCCAUGUAGUCCCUACUUUACCUCCUGUCCAUCAAUUGCACAAAAAUACAGAGUGGCGAUAUGGUUCAUGGACUCCAUGCUCUGCUUCUUGUGGAAGAGGUAACCGUGCUCGCUAUGUGAGCUGUAGAGAUAUCUAUGGUGGAGUCGCCGAUGAGUCAUAUUGUUCCCACUUACCACGACCAACUGAGGUUUCCAGUUGCUUUACCCCUUGUGGAGAAUGGCAGUCAGGGGAGUGGUCUCCUUGUCCGAUAACCUGUGGAAAUGGAAGGGUAAUACGACAGGUUGUUUGUAUUCGAUAUCAUGAAAGAAUAGAAGAUGCCAAUUGUGAUCCAGAGAAUCAACCCGUAAAAGAACAAGAAUGUAACAUGGCACCAUGCAAGGCUUACAACCAUUACGCUGACAAUCAUGAUUACCCAGUAAGAGUCCCACAGCCCGAACAUAAACCCACAUUUAGAAGAUAUGAGGAACCUGACAAUGAAAACCAAAGAAACAACCCUUCUGCUCAUGGUACACAGUGGAGAACAGGUCCAUGGGGAGCAUGUUCAAGCACAUGUUCAGGUGGAUUUGAGCGCAGGGUUGUUGUAUGUCAAGAUAAAGAAGGAAGGAGUAGUAGUUUAUGUGACCAGUCCACUAGACCAGCAGAAUCGAGGCACUGUGACUCUGGAUCUUGUCCUAGGUGGAACCACGGAAUCUGGGGAGAAUGUACUAAAACAUGCGGAGGUGGAGUGAAAACAAGAUUAGUGAUUUGCCAGCUGACCAGUGGGCAGAUUUUGGGCGAUCAGAAUUGUGAAAUUCUUAACAAACCACCACAAAUGGCACAGUGUAACACACAUGCAUGCCCUGUUGAUGCUCUAUGGCAUCAUGGACCAUGGAAAUCGUGUUCCGUCACCUGUGGAAAAGGAAUUAAACAACGCAGUGUAUCUUGUAGAACCAAAGGCCAGCAAGAGGUCAACAACGAAUAUUGCGAACAUUUACGAAAGCCUCGCAUGCAGAAGAUUUGUAAACCUGGAAGAUGUCCUUCAUGGAAGGCUAAAAAGUGGAAGGAGUGCUCAGUGACCUGCGGGGAUGGAAUUCAACAUAGAGAUGUUUACUGUAGGAUGAGGGGUCGUGGGAGAAUAAAGGAUGCAUUUUGUAAUCAAAGUAGACGUCCAGACAGCGAAAAACACUGUUGGUUACCCGAAUGUGUACAUUACCACUGGACUGCAGACCCCUGGCCGAAGUGUUCAACAGAAUGCAAGCCGAGGGAGUCCACAAGGAAGGUGAAAUGUGUUGAUAGCAGCAGUCUACCAGUAAACGAGUCCCACUGUGACCCUACUUCUAAGCCACAAGCAACCAGGAAAUGUGACAACGUUCAAUGCCAACACAUAGUGGUCACAGAAGAUACAUCACAGUGUUCUGAUGUCUGCUGGUUUGGUAACAAGAAGAAAAUAACGUAUUGCAAAUUAGUACCGGUUAUUCAUAAUCAAUAUACAGCUGCUGUCAGAUCCACCUACUAUAAAAGAUGUCCUAUUCGCCCUCACUUACUGGACCAUAAAUGUCACGGAAUGAGCUGUGUACGUGCUGUCUCUUGGCGAGUUGGGAAGUGGACCAAGUGUUCCGUUACUUGUGGACUUGGAAUGAUGCAGAGGAAAGUAGAAUGCAGGACAGAAAACGGUUCUCCCAGUGACCUGUGCCCAGCUCAUGUGAAGCCCACUGCAAGAAGAACAUGUGUGUCUAAUAAAUGUGAUUUUAAAAGCUGCAAAGAAUUACGCUUAAUCAGUAAGUUACACACAGAUGGAGAAUAUACACUGAACAUUAACAACAGACGAGCAAAGGUUUACUGUUCGGGAAUGCAGUCUGAUAGCCCCAAAGAAUACAUAACUUUGGUGAAAGGGGAAGCAGACAACUUUUCAGAAGUCUAUGGAUACAGGCUGAAAAAUCCGUACGAGUGCCCUUUCAAUGGAAGCAGAAGACAUGACUGUGCAUGUAAAAAUGACUACCUUGCAGCAGGAUACACCACGUUUAGUAAAAUCCGACUGGACCUCAUCUCUAUGCAAAUUAAAACUACAGAUCUCAGUUUUGCCCACACAGUACAUGGAAGAGCAGUUCCGUUUGCCACAGCAGGUGACUGUUACAGCUCCACUAAGUGUCCACAGGGGCAAUUUAGUAUUAACCUUUCAGGAACGGAUUUUCGGAUAUCAAACACGGCUAAGUGGAUUGCUCAAGGGAAUUAUGCAACUGUUAAUGUUCACAAAUCGCAGGAUGGAUCAAAAAUUUAUGGCAGAUGUGGAGGUUAUUGUGGAAAAUGUGUCCCCCACUCAAGUAUUGGUCUCCAAGUCCAAGUGUAGUGAAAAUGAAGACAGAUUCAGAUUGCAGUGGUGCUAGCAUACCAGCCGGCCUCUCCCUGUUCACAUAUUGUUGCUGUACAGAAAUAACGGACAGAACUCACUAAUAUACACAACCUGAUCCGUCUCAAGAUUUGAAAGAGGCUUAUUGCAAAAAUCUAUUCUUCAUAUCAGUGUUGAGUAAGUCUAUACUCAUUUUAAUACUUUUGCAUACACUCAUUGGCCACUUAAAAUACACUUAUCUAUUUCUGGGUAGAACAUACUGUUGCCACCAGCACCACCUGAAUUCUUCACAGCAUGGAAUCAACAAAGUGGUGGAAAGAGUACAUUGGUGACAUUGUCAAUGCUGACUCUCUAAAAAACACAAUUCUUCAUGACUUUUCAGCUUCACGGGGUGCUAAAACAUCCCAUUCCAUAUUGUCCCAAAACUCCAACACAGGAUCAAGAUAUGGGGACUAUGCAGACCAUUGGAACAAACUGAAGUCAAUUGGUGUAUACUUUAUACCAUAGAACAUUAUAGUGCUGGGCAUAUACUGUGGACUAUAAGCUAUGUACUGUGUCAGCAACAAUGCGUAUGUGCUCUAUGGUAAUCAGUUUAUGCAAAGUUGAUUCUAGCAUUGACAAGAAAACAUUCUCCAAGACAUUGUACCACAGUCGCCAAGCUGCACUGUUUACACCAGAUAUGAUUGAUCCAAGGCUUUGUGGCAAGUUCUGACCUUGCAACGUGCAUGCUAUAGCAGAAAUUGAAACUUAGUAGAGUAAGUAAUAUCAUUCCUAUUAUUAUUGAUCUACCUUCUGUUAGUAUAAUCCAUCCACGUGAAGCUAAGAUGACCUUCUAUAAACCACUGUUGUAAAGAGUGGUUAUUUGAUUGUCUGUUGCUUUUCUGCAAGUUCAAACAAGUAUGGGCAUUAGUGUAUUAGGUCUUUUUAGGAAAAUACCCACGAUGUACACUGACUACGGUGCCUUUACCAUCUCAGGCUCACUGAGCUAUUAAAAUGCUAAAACUACCAUGUCUAACACCAAACAUCAUAAUAUGGUUAAAGUCGGUGUAAUGGAACACUCUAAACCUUUAAAGCACUUUAGCUUGCAAAAGUACUUUAUAGGUUAACAUAAAUUAAAGUAAUUAGCACUUUUAUAAAGCCACUGGCUCCACCCUCUGGGUUGUCAAUUAGGCAGCUCUUGCACAAAGCCGACACGAGGCUCCUUAUACAGAAACAUUGGUUUUGGUGUUUCCCUAUUAGAAGGACCGCCGGUUUAUCACUGCAAUUACAAUUCUUGUCACCUGUUUCCCAGUGCACUAGUGAUGAUAUCCCAGGGUUGAGUGGAGCCCCUGGAUUAGAAGAUUAGAAGUAAGUAACAGGGACAGGAGGCCCAGAAAUCUAAAUCAACCAGAGUUGUAGUGGAGCAGGUCCC
Molecule: messenger RNA, 7195 nt
Organism: Pelobates fuscus (common spadefoot toad)
Lineage: Eukaryota; Metazoa; Chordata; Amphibia; Anura; Pelobatidae
Gene: ADAMTS20
Product: ADAM metallopeptidase with thrombospondin type 1 motif 20
Exons: 39
Coding region: 34-5784 (1916 amino acids)
Biological process (GO): proteolysis; extracellular matrix organization
Cellular component (GO): extracellular matrix
Molecular function (GO): zinc ion binding; metalloendopeptidase activity
Source: RefSeq, a predicted model, not a curated record